Molecule: messenger RNA, 1448 nt
Organism: Cucurbitaria berberidis CBS 394.84
Lineage: Eukaryota; Fungi; Ascomycota; Dothideomycetes; Pleosporales; Cucurbitariaceae
Exons: 2
Coding region: 167-1156 (329 amino acids)
Biological process (GO): protein processing
Cellular component (GO): endoplasmic reticulum; Dsc E3 ubiquitin ligase complex
Molecular function (GO): protein binding
Source: RefSeq, a predicted model, not a curated record
CAUUACUAUUCCUCCAUGAUAUUCUGACGGCAGAACUACUACCUUGCUUACAACACGUCAUGCCGAGUCGCAACUUCUGCGCCUUCGUCAAGCGGCCGAGCAACCAAGCUGCACUACCUGCCCUUGGCUUCCACCACAAGUCACCAUCUCGAAGAUGAGCAACGCGAUGGCUCUCCCCGAGCAACUCAUAUACCUAAUUAUCCGCUUCACAGCGUCUGUGCCUGACUUGCCACUGUCCAUAAACACGCCAAGAACAACGACUACGCUGUCCCUCAAGCAGCUCAUCCGACAAACCCUACCGCCUAACCACGCCUCCGCGCGACUACGGUUGAUAUACGCAGGCAAAGUCCUCGCUGACACUUCUCCGCUGUCUACAUCUUUGAGGCUAGCGCCACCCCCGCGUCCUCCGCCGCGCGAUGGAUCGUAUGAUGAGAAUGGGACGGGACGCAAGAGUAAAGGGAAACAGCCGUUGCGGGAGACUCCAUCGGUGGAGUAUGGUACAACUGCAGACAUACCAUCUGAGGCGAAGAAGUACUACAUACACUGCUCUCUAGGCGAUGCGCUGUCCCCGUCCGAACUCGCCAGCGAAGCCACCCUUGCGCAAAACACCGAGAUAGCGCUGAAGUCACAGUACGAAACGUCGCCAACGCGGCGCCGUACCAGCAGCAUCAGCGCAACUGAGAGCGACGAUGCCCGACGAAGACGGAGCUCAACAACCACGGCACCCCAACCGCAAGCCCAAGGCUUCGACCGCCUCUUGUCCUCUGGCUUCACAUCCGCCGAAGUAGCGUCCCUCCGCUCACACUUCCAAACCAACCUCUCCUUUACCCACACGCCCGACACCAUGCCGUCUCCUGCACAAAUGCGCGUGCUCGAAGACCAGUGGCUGGACAGCUCUGCCAACGACCCGUCUGCCUCUCUCGCUGGCUCGGAUGGAACUGGCACUGGGGACGCUGGGUGGGGCGCGGGCUUUGCUGUGGAAGAGGGUGGAUUAGAUGACAUGUUGUGGGGGUAUAUGACAGGCUUCUUUUGGCCCCUGGGGAGCUUGGUGUGGGGAUUUAGAGAAGAAGGGGUAUGGACUAGAAGGAGACAGGUGGCUGUUGUUAUGGGGGUGUUGAUCAACGCAGUCUUCGGGUUUAUGAGGUGGAGUGCUUAGGAGGCAACGAGUCGGACUGAACUAUAAGAGGUUGGUUGCACCAGAACGUGUUAUGAUUCAGGAGUGAUACUGUAUUGCUCUUAUUUUUAAGAACUAGACAUGGUCUUCGUCUGAAUAUGACUAUCACUUUUUUUUGUUAAUAAAGGGACUUCACAGAUGAUGACAUGGAAUCUCUCGGCACAUCUUAGGGCUAGAAUAACUUUGGUUAUCCCAUGCUAUCACUAACUGUGCAUUCACCAAGGCGUCAUCGAAAACAUAUUUCAAGGAAUGAUCAUUACAUUAACUACUGGGC